CCAACCGUCGACUCGUUCACAUCUUAACUUUCAGAGAGUGAACCUCCGUUUUUCGAGUCUUCUACGUUUUAUUUUCUACGAAAACAAGUUCAACUGAAAACAAUUGGAAAAUGGUGAAGGCUAUCCAACGUAAAUCAGUGUCCAACACGUCGUCGGUGAUGGAAGGCAAAGUUCGCAAGUCUCCCGAUCACGAGCAAGUGGAGAUCCAGAUGUACCUGAGCAAACUCCGCGAAUUGGUGCCCAACAUGCCCAAGAACCGCAAAGUCUCCAAGGUGGAAGUCAUCAACAACGUCAUCGACUACAUCUGCGACCUCCAGACGGCGCUGCUCGAUCAGUUGCACCAGCACCCGGCCUCCGUCAUCAGCAACAACAACAACAACAACAGCCUGGCCGUCGUGAACGGCAACAGCUGCGCCUUGCCCAUCGUCAUGGAGACGUCCUCUUCGGCUGAUUGCCCCACCUGUUAGCAGCAGCGGCGGCAAUACAAACAAAAGAAGAAUCUCAUUUUUGUUUUGCGUCUCUACCUCAUCAUCGUCUUCGGCAAAAAAAAAAAAAAAAAAAAAAAAGAGCGGCGGAUUCAUCCACCUGUGAUAACUACCUCAUCAUCCGAUCAGCUUGUACAUACACAUCCUACUACGAACAAACAGCAUAUCUACUUUAUAUAUUCUUUUUUUUUUUUUUUUUAAAUUCCCUUCGCAAUUUUUCACGCGUUCAUUUGUUGUUGUUUUUUUUUUUUCGAUUCUUGAUUGUCUCUGCGAAAGAAUACAGAACAAACAAACAAACACA
Messenger RNA from Daphnia carinata, 786 nucleotides. Its product is annotated as protein extra-macrochaetae-like. Gene Ontology annotation, molecular function: protein dimerization activity; transcription regulator activity. Gene Ontology annotation, biological process: negative regulation of transcription by RNA polymerase II; cell differentiation; circadian regulation of gene expression. The record is from RefSeq and is a predicted model, not a curated record. NCBI's taxonomy places the organism in Eukaryota, Metazoa, Arthropoda, Branchiopoda, Diplostraca, Daphniidae. Gene Ontology annotation, cellular component: cytoplasm; nucleus. The coding region runs from base 111 to 467 and encodes 118 amino acids. The transcript has a single exon.